Thunnus maccoyii (southern bluefin tuna) is the source of this 1534-nucleotide messenger RNA. Its product is annotated as gamma-glutamylaminecyclotransferase-like. NCBI's taxonomy places the organism in Eukaryota, Metazoa, Chordata, Actinopteri, Scombriformes, Scombridae. Gene Ontology annotation, molecular function: gamma-glutamylaminecyclotransferase activity. The record is from RefSeq and is a predicted model, not a curated record. The coding region runs from base 44 to 634 and encodes 196 amino acids. The transcript is spliced from 2 exons.
UGCGCAUGCGUCAAUACGCACUCACUUCCUCCCCGGCUUCUGAAUGUGGUUUGGUCCGAUGAUCCGAUCCAUUCAUUUCCUGAAACAGACACAGUUAGUGAACAGAACUUUGAACAAUCAUCUGCACCUCAUUCCAGAGGUGUUUCUGCCCUCCUGCGUCCGCAUGGCUCAUGUCUUCGUCUACGGCACCCUGAAGAAGGGGCAGCCCAACUACUUUCGUAUGUUUCACAGCCCCAACGGAAAGGCAGAGUUCCUCGCUUCAGCCUGCACCACUGAGAAAUACCCACUGGUGAUCGCCAGCGAGUACAAUAUCCCCUUCCUCCUCAACAUCCCCGGCCAGGGUCACCGAGUCCAAGGUGAGAUCUACAAAGUGGACGACCAGAUGCUGAAAUUCCUGGAUGCUUUUGAAGGCAUCCCCACCAUGUACCAGCGGACUCUGGUAAAACUGGAGGUGAAGGAAUGGAAGGGACAGACAGAGGGUGAGGAGACGCCGUCACCUGGAAGCAUCACGGAGGCGUUCGUGUACAGCACAACAACGUACAAGCCGGACUGGCCCUCUCUGCCCAGCUACGAGAGCUACGACUCGUAUGGGGAUCACGGGCUCAAGUACGUCACCAGAGAAGCUCGAGACUGAUGUAUCUCGCUGGAUAUGAAGAUCCUGAGUAGAUAGCGUCCACACGGCUUACCUGCAUCCCCAUAAAAAUCAGCUUCCUUUCUACCUCUCUACUAAUCCAUUUAUCAUCAGUGGAGCAGGUGCAGACUCUCUCUCACAUUUGAAGAAAAUCAUACUUGAAUGCACUCCUGCUUCUAGGAUCUUAGGAAUGGCAUAUUAUAUGUAGUCAUUCACCUUUAUGUGCUGAAAUUUACUGAAAGUACUGAGGCAGUGAAUCAUUAGAGGUAAGACGUAUCAGAAUAAUGUAUUUUACCUCCUGAAGUCAGCCAUAAAACAUAAAAGUAGAAGGAAAUAUUGCACUUCAUAGUAUUAUUUUAAUGGAGGAAUUUAAAGACGGGAAAGGCUUCCUACAUUUUGACACUAACGGUACAAUCAACAGCCAUUUUUGAGUCCUAUUUCUUUUACUUACCCCAUAACAUUACUGUAGGUUAAUUUCUAUGAUGUUAAUAUGUAAUUCAUUGUAGGUUUUUAACUGAUUUGUCUCAUUUAAAGUCCCUGAAAAGGGACAAUCACAGGGAAAUGUAAUGGGCAUUGAUCGUGCUUCUGUUUUUAUCGUGUUUUACCAUCCAGUUUCUCACUAGCAUUCAAAUAUUUUUCCGUUUUAAGACAUUCCAGGAGUGGCAAAUGAUGUGGUAGAUGUGGAAGGAAGCUCCACACAUUUAAAACAUGUCUCAUUUGACUUGAAUUUGCUUCAGUAACUGGAUCAGCUGAAUCAUUCACAUCCUCUUUGGCACAUGACUUGUCAGUAGCCAACGCUGAUUCACAGCAGGCAUGAAUAUCAUUAUACUGGACCUGCAGGCUUUUUGUAACUGGGUGUUCCUGUGAAAGAAAAUAAAGGCUUGAUGAGGUUUUCCCUGCAGA